Molecule: messenger RNA, 2625 nt
Organism: Chlamydomonas reinhardtii
Lineage: Eukaryota; Viridiplantae; Chlorophyta; Chlorophyceae; Chlamydomonadales; Chlamydomonadaceae
Exons: 4
Coding region: 374-1417 (347 amino acids)
Biological process (GO): mRNA alternative polyadenylation
Cellular component (GO): mRNA cleavage and polyadenylation specificity factor complex
Molecular function (GO): mRNA binding
Source: RefSeq, a predicted model, not a curated record
GACAGCCUGUGAAGUUCGUGUGAGUCCUCGCGUGCAAACUGCGUUUAUCGUUUAGGACAAGAGUAAAGGCAAGAGAGAGAACAGUGACGUCUGUCAACACACAGCACUGCAACUUAGUGAGCAGACGACGCCUGUCCUCGCGCUUCGCCCGCGCAAAUUAACUUCCCAACGAAGAGACCUGCGUCUCGUCAUGGAAUUCGAUUUUGAAGACAGUAUAGCUGGCGGCGGAGCAGGGGAAGCUGGCAUGAUGCCUGAACAACAAUUCUUGCAGCCCCAAUCAGACUUACGCGGUGCAAUGCACAUCAACCUGGGAGGCGCCAACCAGGGCCAGCAGCAGCAACAACAGCAGCAGCAGCAGGACGGGGAUGAUCACAUGCAGCAGCAGCAGCCCUACGACGGCGGGCACCUGCACCCGCCCCCGGACGGCGGCGCCGGACCGCAGGACCCCAGCCAGCACGACGACACCCUCUUCGGCGACCAGCAGCAGCAACAGCAACAACAGCAGUACGUGGGCCCCAGCGCGGCCUCGGUGCGCGAGGCGCGCGAGGCGGGCGGCCGCGUCUACAUCGCCAACCUGGCCUGGUGGACCACGGACGCGGACGUGGAGGCGGCGGCGGGCGAGUUCGGGCGGCUGGGCGGUGGCGGCGUGCAGUUCCUGGAGGAGCGCGGCUGCGGGCGCUCCAAGGGCGCGGCGCUGGUGGAGUUUGAGGAGCCGGAGGCGGCGGCGGCGUGCAAGGAGCAGCUGGCCGGGCGCCCCAUCAAUGGACGACCGUGUGUGGUGGUGUUCGCGACCAGCUCCGCAACGGCCGCGUUGGAGCGCGGUGACCGCGGCGCAGGGGCGGCGGCAGCGGCUGGCGGCAGCAAGGCUUGGGGCUCACACCGCACAGGCGGAGCCCCGACGCCGCCCCCGCCUGCUAUUGCCGUGGCAGGCAGUGGCAGCGGUGGUGCUGUUGAUGUUGGCGGUGGCAUGGGCGGCGGCAUGGGCAGCGGCGGCGGCAUGGGCAGCGGCGGCGGCGGCAUGGGCCCUGGCAUGGGUCCAGGUGGCGGUAUGGGCGGCGGCGGCGGCGGCCGGGGAUUCGGUGGCCGCGGCGGGCGAGGUGGCCGCGGCGGGCGCGGGCGGGGCGGCGGCGGCAUGGGCGGCCCGGGCGGCGGCUUCGGCGGCCCUAUGGACGGCGGCCCCAUGGGCCCGGGUCCCAUGGGCAUGGGCCACAUGGGGCCGGGCGGGCCCAUGGGCCCCAUGGGGCCUGGUCCCAUGGGCCCCGGCGGCCCCAUGGUGCCUGGCGGCAUGAUGGCUGCGGGCCUCAUGGCGGCCAUGAUGGGCGGCGGGCCUAUGGGACCGGGCGGCCCCAUGAUGGGCCCCGGAGGCCCCAUGAUGAUGGGCGGCCGCCACCCAAUGGGCGGCCCAGGCCACUUCUAGCCUGCGGCUGGCAUGCGGCGAGCCAGCAGCGCGUGUGGGGCUGAGCUGCGCGGGGCUGUGACCGUUGGAUAGGUUGCGCUGUCAUGAAUGCAUCACCUUGCGGAGAAAUGGGACGAAUGCUGAGCCCGGCCGAGGAGAGCUGUUGGGUUGCCACAUUGAUUGCCGAUUGAGCAGACCUACUGAGUGCCCAGCUGAGUUUGGCGGCGAGUGCAGUGACUGAAUGGGCAGGGGGCUGGGCGGGGCGGGGGGACUGGCUGGCGGUGUGCAAUAUGAGCAUUCCCGAACUUGAGACUUGGGUUGUAGGGCGGCCACCGCUAGCCGGUGUGCAUGACGUGGCAUGCUGGACUGCGACGUGAUGACGGGCGCUGUGCGAGGUGAGGGGGGCCCAGGCCAGAGGCCACGGGCGUGGCGAUUUCACGCGGACAUACUAACGAAGUGCUUGCGAGUGAAUGCGAAUGCAAGACGCCGUCGCGAGCUCCAGGCUAGCAAUAAACAUCACGAAAGAAGUUAGUGUCAGCGGCAAUGCGGUUACUUGUUACCUUCGAGACGAGACACCGGUGCGCGCUCCACGCUGCUCCGCAUUCGGCACGCCAAACGGAGUCCGAGUGUCGUGGAGACUGCUGCCGCUUGCAGGGGCGGACGCGUUCCAGCUCGCAACUAGGCUGCUGCCAUUCGCCGCGACAACGCGAAACCCACAAAAUGCACCCACCUGGAACGGAGCCAGGCAUCCGCGGGCGCCCAUGGAGCAUAUGCGUGGGCAAGCGGAAAGAAACGGGAGAAGAAAGAAGCGGCGUGGCGGAUGUCAGUAGCCGAUGCCGGGCAAAGCUGCCGAGCAAGUGAAGCAGGGUGGCUGCCUAGCUGGGGCCGGGCUGAUUAGAGGGCUGAACGGCGGCUGCACCGGGCGAGCUGUACUGGUAGUAUGUACUGGCGCCGGCCAAGCGUGGUAAGUAUGGGCGCCGCUGCAUGGAUCCCGCCCCCAUGUGCCGCGGCGAGGCUGGCGACGAUGCAGUGGCGUACAGCUGACAGCUGAGACGGACGGGCGCGGACCGCUGUGCGGUUCCCCACACCCGUCCAGGGACCGGCCCACGCACGGUGCAGCGGGGCCGGCCGGGUGGGGGAACCGUGCUGACAGCUGAGUGGGCGGCGGGCGGAGGGCUGGCCGAGCUCGGUGCGUGUCCACGGCAUGUACCCGAAACCGCUGAAAAGCC